CCCUUUUACAGCUGAGUAUUGUCAGGGGAAGGGAGCAGGGGGAAUCUGAUGCAUCUGAGAGAAGGAAAAUAGAAUGGAGCAGUAGCAAAGGAUGGAAUCACGGUCGGUGAUCCCUAAAGGGAAGCCCUGCAAGUGACAGGGUGUCCGAUGGGAUUUUAUCAUCAUGGCUGCUCUAUACCAGAGCACUGAUUCUUCCUCGCCAAAUAAAUGUUUGGCUCUCAAAGAUGUCCGGGAAGUAAAAGAAGAGACCACUUUGGAUGAAAAGCUGUUCUUACUGGCCUGCGAGAAAGGUGAUUAUUAUAUGGUAAAAAAGCUCUUGGAAGAAAACAGCAGCACUGAUGACCUUAACAUUAACUCAGUGGAUGUUUUAGGAAGAAAUGCAAUUACAAUAGCCAUUGAAAAUGAGAAUCUGGACAUACUUCAACUACUUCUAGACCAUGGCUGUCAGUCUACGGAUGCACUUCUGGUCGCCAUUGACUCUGAAGUUGUGGGAGCAGUUGACAUACUGUUAAAUCACCGGCCAAAAUGGUCCACAAGGCCAACAAUUGUCAAGCUCAUGGAACGGAUACAGAACCCAGAGUAUUCUACUACUAUGGAUGUUGCUCCUGUAAUUUUAGCUGCUCACCGGAACAACUAUGAAAUCCUGACCAUGCUUCUGAAACAGGAUGUAUCUCUCCCAAAGCCUCACGCUGUGGGCUGUGAGUGUACUCUCUGUACGGCCAAGAACAAGAAGGAUAGUCUGAGACACUCAAGGUUUCGACUCGAUAUUUAUCGAUGCUUGGCCAGUCCUGCUCUUAUCAUGCUUACAGAAGAAGAUCCUAUUUUACGGGCUUUCGAGCUGAGUGCAGAUUUGAUGGAACUCAGUCUGGUGGAGGUGGAAUUCCGGAAUGAUUAUGAAGAGCUUGCUCAAAAGUGCAAGACCUUUGCUAAAGAUUUGCUGGCCCAGGCUCGGAACUCACGAGAACUGGAGGUCAUCUUAAACCAUCAAUCCAGUGAUGAACCCUUGGACAAGAGAGGAUUGUUAGAGGAACGCAUGAACUUGAGCCGUCUGAAGCUAGCCAUCAAAUACAACCAAAAGGAGUUUGUGUCGCAGUCUAAUUGCCAACAGUUCCUGAACACGGUUUGGUUUGGACAAAUGGCGGCGUACAGGAGAAAACACACGUGUAUCAAAAUACUGAUUGUUCUUACUGUGGGCCUUUUUUGGCCUGUCCUCUCCUUCUGUUAUUUAUUAGCCCCUAAAUCCCAAGUGGGACGCAUCAUUCACACUCCUUUCAUGAAGUUCAUAAUUCAUGGAGCCUCUUACUUUACUUUCCUCCUGCUUCUCAACCUGUAUUCAUUGGUUUACAACGAAGACAAAAAGAACACAAUGGGACCAGCUCUGGAGAGGAUAGAUUUCCUGCUUAUUAUAUGGCUAAUAGGAAUGGUUUGGUCAGAUGUGAAGAGAUUGUGGUAUGAUGGCUUGGAAGAUUUUUUAGAAGAAUCGAGAAAUCAGCUGAGCUUUGUAAUGAAUUCUUUAUACCUGGCAACCUUCGCAUUAAAGGUGGUGGCUCACAGCAAGUUCCAUUCCAUUGCAGAGAGAAAAGACUGGGACGCUUUCCACCCUACGCUGGUGGCAGAAGGGCUUUUUGCAUUCGGCAAUGUUCUCAGUUAUCUCCGUCUCUUCUUCAUGUAUACCACCAGCUCGAUCUUGGGUCCCCUCCAGAUUUCCAUGGGUCAAAUGUUGCAAGACUUUGGGAAGUUUCUUGGGAUGUUCCUUCUUGUGCUCUUCUCCUUCACCAUUGGUCUGACACAGCUGUACGACAAGGGCUAUGUCACUACUGAACAGAAGGACUGCGUGGGCAUCUUCUGCGAGCGGCAAAGCAAUGACACCUUCCACUCCUUCAUCGGGACCUGUUUUGCUCUCUUCUGGUACAUCUUCUCUUUGGCGCAUGUAGCACUGUUUGUGACCAGGUUCAGUUGCAAUGAAGAGCUUCAGUCGUUUGUGGGAGCACUUAUUAUUGGCACGUACAACGUGGUGGUCGUGAUUGUGCUCACCAAGCUUCUAGUAGCCAUGCUUCACAAGAGCUUCCAACUCAUAGCUAAUCAUGAGGAUAAGGAGUGGAAAUUUGCCAGGGCCAAGCUAUGGCUGAGCUAUUUCGAUGACAAAUGCACAUUGCCUCCACCUUUCAACGUUGUUCCAUCUCCCAAGACUAUCUGCUAUUUAUUCAACAGCAUGAGUAAAUGGAUCUGUUCUCAUACUCCGACAGGAAGAGUGAAAAGGCAGAACAGCCUCAAGGAGUGGAAAAGUCUAAGGCAAAAACGAGAUGAGAACUACCAGAAGGUCAUGUGUUGUCUUGUCCAUCGUUAUCUGACCUCCAUGAGGCAGAAAAUGCAAAGUACAGACCAGGCCACCGUGGAAAACCUGAAUGAGCUUCGACAAGAUCUCUCAAAAUUCAGAAAUGAAAUGAGGGAUCUGCUUGGCUUCCGGACCUCAAAAUACGCAAUGUUUUAUCCACGUAACUAAGUCGAUAUUAUUAUUCCUUAAAUGGAAUUAAGAGUAUUCUGUCUACAAAGCAUUCAACUGUUGGUUUCCUCCACCCACAGUAUUAUAAGUCAUGUUUGCACAUUUGUAUUAUUUAAAUCUGGUGUUUUAUUUUAAAUGUUAAAAGAAGGUAAUAUCAUCAUGGUAUCCAUAUCCAUUCCUGAACGUCCUGAAUGAAAAGAACAUGUUUCAUGCAGUUCACAAUACAAUCUAGAAAAUGUCCACCUUCUAGUAUAAUGUGAUGAAAAUCUAGAAAAUAGAAUGAAACAUGAUUAUACUAAACCCAAAGUGCAUUCCCUCUUUAGUUUUCAUAUUACAUCAUUAUACAACUAAUUAUUGUGGUCAGCUGUUUAUAUUAGUUUCUUUAUCAAACAAAAUUAAGAAAUAUAUAGUUUUUUAUGAUGCGUAUGGACAAUGAACAAUGAACUAUGGACAAUUGAUUCCUACUGUGGACAGCUAUGAAUCUAAUGUUUAUACCUUGAGUUCAGGUGGAUGAAGAUCACAUCUUGGUUUCUCCAAAGCAUCCAGGAGAAUAACUUGCUAUGCUAUGAAGAUGCUGUACUUUCUGUGCUAGAAUGCCAGUUAAUUGUGGUGAUUAUGUGAAACCAUAAUAUAAAGUAAAUAAUGCUAGUUUGUGUUCAUAUUUCUAUGGGUUGUGUAUAAAACAGCUGUAGGCAAAGUUCAAAAAGUAGAGCAAUCGCUAUGGAAACUGAAUGUUCAACUUCAAAUUUUGACUCAGAAUAGUUCUUUAUAAUUAAUCAUGGGCAUAUGAAUUCACAGUAAUCUGGGCAGAAAAUAUUUACUUAGCAUAUGCACUGUAUACCCAACUCCACAAAAACAUGGGUCAAUGCAUGCUGUACAGACAGUAAUGGUAGACUACCAAUGUAAGGAAAUCAAUAUUUUUGGAUUCGUUUCUACCAGGGAUGAGAUGAGCUUUUUUUUUUUAGUUUAUAUAUGACUAUUAGGGAUUUUCAAAAAGGAAGCAUUGUGUAUAGAUUUCCCUUUUUAAUUAUGCAAUAUAAGCUCACUUUUACACCUUUUUAAAUAGCACGCCUCUUUAGAACCUAUGAAAGAUUCGGGAAUUCCAUGUGUUUCUCUUUUACUUGCAAUAUUUUAUCAUCACUUCACUCAAACCACAGACCUUUUGCCCUUAGAAUGGCGGUACCCAACAUUUCCCUUAUCCUAACUCCCAUUUAUUAUCCUUAUGUAGCUCAUACCCUUUAGUUUUUAUAACAUUUUCCUGCCGUAUGAAUAAGAAUGAGUGGAUAGAACAUAAUCUGCACUGUGAAGUGGAGCAAUGACAGCAGGCCUGUCAUUAACGAAAUUGAAUUAAUAAGGAUAAAUGACGUAAAUUUUCCAUCAUGAGUGCAUUUUAUUUUUGAAACUGUGUCUUUAAGGGGUUAAUUAUUGAGGUCUAUGACUUCUCAGUGCUGUCAAACAAUGCCAAAUAUGUACUCUUACUAGUAAAUAUGUAAGAAGGAGGGCAGUACCGCUAGUAUUUUUCUUGGUGUAUAGUUUGGGAAAUGUGCUGUCUGCCAACAGGAAUGACAGCUCUCAAAACUCUCAUGUAUUUCCAUACCACAAUUUCUCCCAUCAUACUGCUUUGGUACCACAUGUGGGAGCCUAUGUGAACCUGCCACCAUAGACAGCUUGCUUCCUUGCUCUUCUCAAUUGGCUUGUCCAGAAAGAUCUUUUUAUCUCCAUAAGCAUUUUGUGGUAGAAUGUUCUAUAGAAUGUUCUAUAGAAUGUUCUAUGAAUCAUCAUGACUGGGGAGAGCUGUCUAUUUUCAUCCCCACUGUAAAAAUAUUUAGGGAGAUCACCGAACUUUCUACACCAAGCAUGUCAAACUUGUGGGCCGCAGGCCGCAUGCAGCCCACAAUGGACAUCUUUGUGGCCCGGCGACCCUUGAAUACAUGCUUGGUGUUAAAGCAGAGUAGGCACCUGCUUUCCCCACAUU
Molecule: messenger RNA, 4478 nt
Organism: Pelobates fuscus (common spadefoot toad)
Lineage: Eukaryota; Metazoa; Chordata; Amphibia; Anura; Pelobatidae
Gene: TRPC1
Product: transient receptor potential cation channel subfamily C member 1
Exons: 13
Coding region: 164-2503 (779 amino acids)
Biological process (GO): calcium ion transmembrane transport; regulation of cytosolic calcium ion concentration
Cellular component (GO): cation channel complex; plasma membrane
Molecular function (GO): protein binding; inositol 1,4,5 trisphosphate binding; store-operated calcium channel activity
Source: RefSeq, a predicted model, not a curated record